This is a messenger RNA of Pongo pygmaeus (Bornean orangutan), 3598 nucleotides long. RefSeq names its product cytochrome P450 family 26 subfamily C member 1 (gene CYP26C1). Gene Ontology annotation, biological process: sterol metabolic process. Bases 1200 to 2768 code for a protein of 522 amino acids. NCBI's taxonomy places the organism in Eukaryota, Metazoa, Chordata, Mammalia, Primates, Hominidae. Gene Ontology annotation, molecular function: iron ion binding; monooxygenase activity; oxidoreductase activity, acting on paired donors, with incorporation or reduction of molecular oxygen. The transcript has 6 exons. The record is from RefSeq and is a predicted model, not a curated record.
AAGAGUCGCCGGGCAAACUCGGGGGAGGGAGGGAAGGAUGUGCAGGGAAGGUUGAAUUCGGUCCUUGAGACCGGAAAGGUGCUCGUGGGUAUCCGCUUCUGGAGGCUUAGGACGUCUUUAUGAAGCCUAGGGCAGCAGUGGAACUGCCAUCUUUGGAAGGAUACCUGACGUGGUAGAUCAGAGAGCCGGGAGAGGUGGGGAGCUGUCGGAGAAUCUCGGCUGCGCUAUCCCUCGUGGGCUUUUGCGAUGCCAACGCAGGCGUCGACGACUGCAGUUUCCCUGAAAUAGUCGGAGCAAAGGAGAGAAAAGCCCAGUUCUUUCACCUUGGAGUGGCGAGAGAAGGGCACCUAGAAGCUCGAGGGCGGGGACCGCAGAGGGAGCCAGCGGCCGGGGGUGGGCCAGGAGCGCUGCGGGGCGCAAGCCCGGGUCAGUUCUGCGCGUUGGGUUCGCCCACUUUCUGAGCGCCUGCGAGGAGCGGGGAAGCUCUGGCGCGAACCCGCAGGCCCCGCCCGAGGACGCUCGCGGGGCGAGCCCCCAGCCCAGCUCUAGCGCCCCGGCGCCUGCCACUCCCUACUCAGAGCCCCUCCGUGAGCGCGCCGCUGCCCACCGCCUCCAAUCACCACUCUGCGUGGAGCGCUUUAAAUAUGCAAAGACACGUCACGUUGUGUGAACUGGGAUCGGUCCGUAGGGAGGGAGCCAAUAUCUAUAUAAACGUGUCCAGCGUGGGCCAAGAAGUGUUAAACGACUGGAGAAGGGAGAGGUGGGGCGGGGGUCUGCAGACCAGGUUGGCAACACUGGUGAGUUGCUCUUCUUUCGCCCUCCUUCGCUGCUUCUAUCCAAAGGGUGCUGAGCCCGGGAGGAGGUGGGAGGUGCCCCGCGGAGCGGGGAGUGAGCGUUCCCGAGGCAGCAGGCACCUUCGAGAGGGACUGGCAUUUGGGCCCAGGAGCCAGGAAAAAGUCCUGAGCGUGCCGGCCUCGAGGAAGGCACGUUCCCUAAGGGCGCACGGUCACUGCAGUCUUUCACCGUCCGUCUGUUUUUAGAACAGAGUUCUCGCCUGAGCUUAUAAAUCUCGGGCCUGGCCCCCAAACCCCAGGCCUUUUGAGGACGGAACAGGUGAGCACUGCGCACUGCUCGCGCCCCGGUUCUUGCGUCCCCUGCUCUCCCUGCGCUCUGAGCGGCCUGGCCCCCGCGGGCUCAUCAUGUUCCCUUGGGGGCUGAGCUGCCUGUCAGUGCUGGGGGCGGCGGGCACUGCUCUCCUGUGCGCGGGCCUGCUGCUCAGCCUGGCCCAGCACCUCUGGACCCUCCGCUGGAUGCUGAGCCGGGACCGGGCCUCCACCCUGCCUUUGCCCAAGGGCUCCAUGGGCUGGCCCUUCUUCGGCGAAACGCUGCACUGGUUAGUUCAGGGCUCGCGCUUCCACAGUUCUCGCCGAGAGCGCUAUGGGACAGUGUUCAAGACGCACCUGCUGGGCAGGCCAGUGAUCCGCGUGAGCGGCGCGGAGAACGUGCGCACUAUCCUGCUGGGCGAGCACCGCCUGGUGCGCAGCCAGUGGCCGCAGAGUGCGCACAUCCUGCUGGGCUCGCACACACUGCUAGGUGCGGUCGGCGAGCCGCACCGGCGGCGGCGCAAGGUCCUGGCGCGCGUGUUCAGCCGCGCCGCGCUGGAGCGCUACGUGCCGCGCCUGCAGGGGGCGCUGCGGCAUGAGGUGCGCUCCUGGUGCGCGGCGGGCCGACCGGUCUCAGUCUACGACGCCGCCAAAGCGCUCACCUUCCGCGUGGCCGCGCGCAUCCUGCUGGGGUUGCGGCUGGACGAGGCGCAGUGCGCCACGCUGGCCCGGACCUUCGAGCAGCUCGUGGAGAACCUCUUCUCACUGCCUCUGGACGUUCCCUUCAGUGGCCUGCGCAAGGGCAUCCGGGCAAGGGACCAGCUGCAUCGGCACCUGGAGGGGGCCAUUUCUGAGAAGCUUCAUGAGGACAAGGCUGCAGAGCCGGGUGAUGCCCUCGACCUAAUCAUUCACAGUGCAAGGGAGCUGGGCCAUGAGCCCUCCAUGCAGGAGCUGAAGGAGUCGGCUGUGGAGCUCCUCUUCGCCGCCUUCUUCACCACGGCCAGUGCCAGCACCUCGCUCAUCCUACUGCUACUGCAGCACCCGGCGGCCAUCGCCAAGAUACGGGAGGAGCUGGUGGCGCAGGGGCUGGGGCGCGCGUGCGGCUGCGCGCCUGGGGCCGCGGUGGGCAGCGAGGGGCCCCCGCCCGACUGCGGCUGUGAGCCAGACCUCAGCCUCGCGGCGCUGGGCCGUCUGCGCUACGUCGACUGCGUGGUCAAGGAGGUGCUGCGCCUCCUGCCGCCGGUGUCCGGAGGCUACCGCACCGCCCUGCGCACCUUCGAGCUCGACGGCUACCAGAUCCCCAAGGGCUGGAGCGUGAUGUAUAGCAUCCGGGACACGCACGAGACGGCUGCGGUGUACCGCAGCCCUCCCGAAGGCUUCGACCCAGAGCGCUUCGGCGCAGCGCGCGAAGAUUCGCGGGGCGCCUCCAGCCGCUUCCAUUACAUCCCGUUCGGCGGCGGUGCGCGCAGCUGCCUCGGCCAGGAGCUGGCGCAAGCCGUGCUCCAGCUGCUAGCUGUGGAGCUGGUGCGCACCGCGCGCUGGGAACUGGCCACACCCGCCUUCCCCGCCAUGCAGACGGUGCCCAUCGUGCACCCAGUGGACGGGCUGCGGCUCUUUUUCCACCCCCUCGCGCCUUCGGUUGCGAGGAAUGGGCUAUGCCUCUGACAUGCUUGCGCUCUAGGACACGGCUUGGCGGGUGGCUGUGGCGCGCACGCAGCGCCACCCAUCUGCGGCUCCCCCACUCGUUCACUCGUUCAACAAUCUUUCAACAAAUGUUCGCCAAACGCGGAUUUGUGCCGGACUCGAGGAAGGAGGAGCGCGAGCCAUUGCUGCCGCGCCAGAGAAGCAUCUAAGCCCAUGGGAAGAUGCUUUCUGCACUCCUCGCCCAGAGGAAGGAAAAUGUCGUGGGCCAAGCAGGCAUGGAGGGAAUAGAUAGAUCACCACGAGGUGCCGCUUGGCUUCCCCUUCCCGAGCCAAUCCAGGGAGGGUGCAUGGAUGGGGGAAGGCGGGGUAGGGGUGGCAGGGGAGUGGGAAUAUUGCAACUCAGGGACAUUGCAGAGAGACCCGACGCACGCGGUGAGACCUGCAACCCUUGUAAGGAAGCGGGCACGCCGUGGGCGCAACCCUGGCCUGGCUUUGGGCCAUAGAAAAAACACACAAGAGGACGCCCGACGGAAGGCCCUCUGGCAGCUGGCGUCUGGCUUCGUGCGCCUUGGCCACUCUGCCGGUCUCGGUGGAAACUCGCAACUGUGGGCACUUCCAGGCUCGAAAGGGCUCAAGGUCACCGGAUUCUGCUGGCCACUUCUUAAAAGGAAAAAUUCCUACCUUAAGAACGCAUUUACUCUUGUCAUGUAUACAGAGGAGAAUAGGCACACCAACACGUCUCCUAACGGCUGGAUUAUUUUCAUGGGAGGUUGAGACAUAAUUAGAGAGGUUUGAGAUAUUUGUACCAAAAAUAGGAAGGCCAAGAAAUAAAGUGUCUUGGGAGCGGUUGA